Penaeus vannamei (Pacific white shrimp) is the source of this 2686-nucleotide messenger RNA. Its product is annotated as caspase-3. Gene Ontology annotation, molecular function: cysteine-type endopeptidase activity. NCBI's taxonomy places the organism in Eukaryota, Metazoa, Arthropoda, Malacostraca, Decapoda, Penaeidae. Gene Ontology annotation, biological process: proteolysis. The record is from RefSeq and is a predicted model, not a curated record.
GGAGGGAGGUGAAUGAAAGGAAAAUUAGAUAGUAAAGAAACAAAUAUGGAUCCCGCCCCUUGUGCGCGCCGGCCGCUGAUCAAGAAAAGUCAAAUGUCGCACAUAAUGCACCUACCCAUCAAUCAUCCUUAUCAUCUCGAUCUUUGUGUCCGCUUCUCACUCAAACAUUCACCAAUAGAACGUCAAAAAUGCUAUGGAAAAGGGAAUGCUUGUGGAGAAGAGUGACGGCCUGUACCAGUGUCCGUGCAUGUGCGAGAAACUCAUGGAAGCGAGUCUUAGAAAUCAUCUUAAGACGAAGAAACACUUGAAAGAGGGAAGAUGAGGCCCGCAGGACAUCACAUAAGUAUCAUUACACCUUGCAUACUGAAAAGAAAAAAAGAAAUUAAAGGAAAAAGAAAAAAAUAUAUAAAUAAUAAGGGAAAAAAUGGUUCAUUAAUCACGGGAGAAAAAUAAAUAAAUCAGUCCUGUACCUAACGUGUUGAAAGUGAAGCAGUGCUUGUAUGAGAGAGGCAGUGACCAUGCCAUUCAUAACUAUAAAAAAAAAAAAAAAUAUUAGACCAGGCCGUAGUUACAGUUAUCCUUUUAUUUCAAACAAGCAGGAAUAAUAUCCAUAUUCUACCGAUAUAUUAUUCACAUAUCAUUAUCAUUCUAUUAGGAUAACAAACACAACUUAAUAGAAAAUGAAUCAAGUAAACAAAGAACUGGCAACUCACCGGAGAUUGCCUUUGUCUUCUUCGAGAGGAAUCGAGACCAUAAACCAGGAGACUGCAAGAUGGCAACAAUGAACGUGAAAUCUGCUCUGGAAAAGGGAAUGCUCGUGGUGCAGAGUGCCGGCCAGUACCAAUGUGCGUGCGGCGAGGAACUCAAGGAAUCGAGUCUCAGGAAUCAUCUUAAGACGCAGAAGCACUUGGAAGAGCUCUCCGUUAAAACCGCCAUUGAGAAAGGCAUCUUUGUAGAGACAAAAAAAUAUGAAUAUCAGUGUGUUUGCGAAAGUAAACUCAAAAAGGCAUCGCUGAGACGACAUCUUAUCACAAAGACACAUUUGAGAGAGGUACACGCAAGAAAAUUAUGGAUGAAAUCAGUUGAUGAAGAGGCAAAUGGAGCGCGGACCAAUAGCAAUGGCAGUACCAUGAGAGUAGAAUACGACGAUGAUAGUGCGCGAUGUCACUAUUGCGGGGAGAAGUUGACAAACAAGGAGUAUCUCAAACGGCACUUACAAAACAAGAGAUGUAAGGAAAAGAUCAAUAGAAAACGGGAGGUUGCAAAUACAGAGAGGGCACCGAAAGAAGUAACCACGCCUUAUGUUAUAAGAUCAAAUCCACCUGGACAUGUUUACGUGUUCAACAACGACUUCAAAGGUAAAGGUCAGGGAAAGGAGCGCGACGGAGCCGAACAUGACUCGCAAAACCUGCGGACGACCUUCGAGGCCAUGGGCUACAAGGUCAUCCUGCGGCCAAACCUCGGCGCGCAGCAGACGAUGGAGGAGGUAGACCGAAUUAGGCAGGACUCGGCGCUCGCCCACGUCGACGCCCUCGUCAUGGUGUUCCUGAGCCACGGCAUACGGCCCUUCAAGUUCCAGGCGCAGGACUGGGAGAUACUCAGUCUCCAACGCAUCCGCAGGCAGUUCACACACUCGCUCUGCCCCCACUUGAAAGGGAAGCCGAAAAUUUUCUUCACGAAUUUCUGCCGUGGACGAAGACGCCAAAUCCAGACGGACGGCGACGUCGAGGCCACGAGGGACAUGGUGACCAUCCACGCGGUCCAGCAAGGGAUCGUAGCUCUGCGCGACUGCCGCCUAGGCACCCGCUUCGUCAGGGCUCUGUGCGAAGUGCUGCGGGAACACGCAGCCACCAAGAGUCUGCGGGAAAUCUACCUCGAGCUGGCCAGAAAAUCGACGGAAAUAAAAGGGACUUUGCCUCAGUGGGAGGCAGAUGUUUUCCGAGAGUUCUAUUUCAUGCAACAAGCAACUAACCGUGGCCAGAAUGAGAAUGCCAUGUAAAGCCAGCAUACCUUAUCGUAUACUUGUACGCAUUCACCAUGCGUGUUACAUCGGCUUGUUCAUCCGCUCCAUUUUCUCAUCACAGACAUGCCAUAACUGCUCAGUGUUGACGUGAUAUCUCUCUUUUUGUUUAUCUUCCAUGCCUGGCACGUAAUUCAUAAUGGAACUUUAACCACCAGCAUAAUAUGUAUGGUAGUCUGUUGUCGGAGACAUCUGGAGCAACAUAUCCUCCUUGUGACAAGUGUAGAAAAAGGUCUGGUUAACAACGAAUAACUUGUUUCUGAAAUGGUCCCUUGUUUAUAAUCUUCCUGAAAGGCCAUGUCUAAUCUGUAAAUUUUGAGAGCUGAGUGAGUGUUAUUCCUUUCCGUUGUGACUCUUAUGGUGUCAUCAUUUAUCCUUGGAGGAAGACGAUGCUUAGCAGUUUUUGUAAACAAGUGAGUGACAGCAUCUAUAGUAUUUAUAAUCACUUCAGUGAGGACAUUUACCUGUUUGUUUACAUUAGCUGUUAACAAAAUCUCUUGAUGAGUGUAUUCUUUGUCUAUAAUUAGUUUUCAGAAGUUCAUGAUGAGUUAUGGCACGAAACGUUUUCCUGUCCAUACUUUCUCUAUUUUUUUUUUUUUUUUUUUUUUUUUUCAUGAUCAGCAGCAUCUAAUAAAGACAAAAUGUUUUAGUGACCACUAUGCUUUU